CCACCUAUUACAGCACAGUGUGGAGGUCGUGGAUUGGAGGGUAUCAGGACACGCCUUCAGACGGGCGGAAGUGUUGUGCUGGGAAGGAAUAUAGCAUUAAUGAGGAUGCUUGAGAGCCUAGAUUCUCCCGAGGCGGUAUCCAGUAUGGACAUGUGGGCGGAGAUCUGUCCCUGUACUCCAGACGUCCAGGAAGUGAACCUAUCGGGCACCUUUUCAGACUCCUUCCUGGGUCCUCUUCCCAGUGACAUUCCUCCGAAUGCUGACUCCUCUUACUCCCCAAAACCCUGGGCUCCAUUACAAGAUUCUGAAAUGUACUUGGCAACUUUAGAACGCAGGUUGCAGAAAAUUAAAGGUCAGACUUCUGAAGUGACAUCCAAGGACAUGUUACUAUCGCUAGGGAAAGCAAAAAAGGAAUGCUGGGACAGAUUUUUACAGGAAUCCUCAGAAACCGAAGCCUAUAUUGAAGCAAGUGACGUGGACAAUAGCAAGCUAGAACAUUUGAAGAGGUGGCUGCAGCCAGAGAAAGUGGCGAUAAAUGCAGAGGAGGUGCAGUGUCUAAUACCUGGCGAAUCUCCGUUGAUAAAUGGCGAAAAUGAGCAGGACUCUUCUUCUGUUGAACAGUGAGAUCCUCUGUGCUGCUGGUACCCAGCUACGUGUCUUACGUUCCAUAUAGCUGAGUAGUUGGUAAAGGGACUGUAUAUACUUACACAUAAAACUUUCAGCUCAGACAACGUAAUCAACAAAAAAUGUAACGCUAUAUAAUUCAAUGUAAUAAAGUCUUGGCUAUAUUUGUA
Messenger RNA from Bufo gargarizans (Asiatic toad), 794 nucleotides. RefSeq names its product coiled-coil domain containing 32 (gene CCDC32). The coding region runs from base 100 to 624 and encodes 174 amino acids. Gene Ontology annotation, biological process: cilium organization. The transcript is spliced from 4 exons. The record is from RefSeq and is a predicted model, not a curated record. NCBI's taxonomy places the organism in Eukaryota, Metazoa, Chordata, Amphibia, Anura, Bufonidae.